Molecule: messenger RNA, 1173 nt
Organism: Neomonachus schauinslandi (Hawaiian monk seal)
Lineage: Eukaryota; Metazoa; Chordata; Mammalia; Carnivora; Phocidae
Gene: KCNJ11
Product: potassium inwardly rectifying channel subfamily J member 11
Exons: 1
Coding region: 1-1173 (390 amino acids)
Biological process (GO): potassium ion import across plasma membrane; regulation of monoatomic ion transmembrane transport
Cellular component (GO): plasma membrane
Molecular function (GO): ATP-activated inward rectifier potassium channel activity
Source: RefSeq, a predicted model, not a curated record
AUGCUGUCCCGAAAAGGCAUCAUCCCUGAGGAGUACGUGCUGACACGGCUAGCAGAGGACCCCGCGGAGCCCCGGUACCGAGCCCGAGAGCGGCGGGCUCGCUUCGUGUCCAAGAACGGCAAUUGCAACGUAGCCCACAAGAACAUCCGGGAGCAGGGCCGAUUCCUGCAGGACGUAUUCACCACGCUGGUGGACCUCAAGUGGCCACACACGCUGCUUAUCUUUACGAUGUCCUUCCUGUGUAGCUGGCUGCUCUUUGCCAUGGUCUGGUGGCUCAUUGCCUUCGCCCACGGUGACCUGGCCCCUGGCGAGGGCACCGCUGUGCCCUGUGUCACCAGCAUCCACUCUUUUUCAUCUGCCUUCCUUUUCUCCAUUGAGGUCCAGGUGACCAUUGGUUUUGGCGGGCGCAUGGUGACCGAGGAGUGCCCGCUGGCCAUCUUGAUCCUCAUCGUGCAGAACAUCGUGGGGCUCAUGAUCAAUGCCAUCAUGCUGGGCUGCAUCUUCAUGAAGACUGCCCAGGCCCAUCGGCGGGCCGAGACCCUCAUCUUCAGCAAGCAUGCUGUCAUUGCGGUGCGCCAUGGCCGUCUCUGCUUCAUGCUGCGUGUGGGUGACCUCCGCAAGAGCAUGAUCAUCAGCGCCACCAUCCGCAUGCAGGUGGUACGCAAGACCACCAGCCCCGAGGGCGAGGUGGUGCCCCUCCACCAGGUGGACAUCCCCAUGGAGAACGGUGUGGGUGGCAACAGCAUCUUCCUGGUGGCUCCUCUCAUCAUCUACCACGUCAUUGAUGCCAACAGUCCACUCUACGACCUGGCGCCCAGUGACCUGCAUCACCAUCAAGACCUCGAGAUCAUUGUCAUUCUGGAAGGCGUGGUGGAAACCACAGGCAUCACCACACAGGCCCGCACCUCCUACUUGGCCGACGAGAUCCUCUGGGGCCAGCGCUUUGUACCCAUUGUGGCCGAGGAGGAUGGCCGCUACUCCGUGGACUACUCCAAAUUUGGCAACACCAUCAAAGUGCCCACGCCACUCUGCACGGCCCGCCAGCUUGACGAGGACCGCAGCCUGCUGGACGCCCUGACCCUCGCCUCGGCCCGUGGCCCCCUGCGUAAGCGCAGUGUGGCUGUGGCCAAGACCAAACCCAAGUUUAGCAUCUCUCCGAAUUCCCUGUCCUGA